GCUUUUACCUGUGUGCGCGUAAUGCGCACCCUUGAAAAGCUCCGAGAUAGGGGUCUUCUCUCUAUUGAUGCUUGAAACAAACAGCGCUCUCUCUCUCUCUCUCUCUCUCUCACCAAAACCCUAAAACUGCAUCGAAUUCCCAUUUCUUCCAAUCCGAUUCUGAUCUAGAAAUACCCGAUCGAUUCUAGACCGAUUCCGAUCUGUUCCGCCUCGAAUCCGAUCCAUCCGUCGGAAUCCCGACGUGAGGUCCGCAUCGGUACGGAUCCAUUGAUCCGACAGUCCGCGGAUGGAAAGAUCGACGAACGGAUCCCCAACAGCGUGAGGUAGAAAGAUGCCCGGCCUUCCGCAGAAAAAUGCUCAAUCCGUCGGAUCGGUCUCGGCCAAUGGAAUCUGGUCUAAGCACUGUGGCGAGGUUACAUCCGAUCAGCUCCAAAAGCACCUCUAUGGUAAAACAGGAUUUUAGAUAGUUCUGGAGUGAGCUGCCACCUCACACCCGGCGGGAACUCCUGAGGAUUGAUAAGCAAACACUCUUUGAGCAAGCUCGUAAGAACCUGUACUGUUCGAGAUGCAAUGGGUUGCUGCUUGAAGGCUUUUCACAGAUUGUCAUGUAUGGGAAGUCUUUACAGCAGGAAGGAGGGGGUGGGUACCUCACUAGCAAGCUGGGAACCUCAAAAGAUGAUGAAUCGGUGGUAGUCUCUUGCAGUGGUCAAGAUGAUGUCCAAGACCCAUCUGUCCAUCCUUGGGGAGGUCUGGCAACAACUAAAGAUGGGAUACUGACACUUUUAGAUUGCUUUCUAGAUGGAAAGUCUCUUGGGGCGCUCCAAAAUGUUUUUGACAGUGCACGUGCGAGGGAACGGGAACGCGAGUUGCUUUACCCUGAUGCAUGCGGUGGGGGUGGUCGGGGUUGGAUAAGCCAAGGAAUUGCGAAUUAUGGCAGAGUGCAUGGAACCAGAGAAACAUGUGCUUUACACACAGCUAGGCUUUCUUGUGACACGCUGGUGGAUUUCUGGUCAGCACUGGGUGAUGAAACAAGGCACUCUCUACUACGAAUGAAAGAGGAGGAUUUUAUUGAGAGGCUCAUGUAUAGGUUUGACAGCAAGAGGUUUUGCAGAGAUUGCAGAAGGAAUGUUAUUCGUGAGUUCAAGGAGCUGAAGGAACUGAAGCGCAUGCGAAGGGAACCUCGCUGCACCAAUUGGUUUUGUGUUGCAGACACAGCCUUUCAGUAUGAAGUAUCAGAAGACACGGUUCAAGCUGAUUGGCACCAAUCCUUCACAGAUGUGGUUGGAACGUAUCAUCACUUUGAAUGGGCUGUUGGAACCGGAGAAGGAAAAUCUGACAUUUUGGAGUUUGAAGAUGUUGGUACAAAUGGAAGUGUUCAAGUGAAUGGCCUCGAUCUUGGCGGCUUGACCGCAUGCUUUAUUACAUUGAGGGCUUGGAGGCUAGAUGGUCGCUGCACCGAACUUACGGUAAAAGCCCACGCAUUGAAGGGCCAACCGUGUGUACAUCGCAGGCUUAUAGUGGGGGAUGGGUUCGUUACUAUAACAAAGGGAGAAAGUAUCAGAAGUUUCUUUGAGCAUGCUGAAGAAGCCGAGGAAGAAGAGGAUGAUGAUUCCAUGGACAAGGAUGGAAAUGAGCUGGAUGGAGAUGGUUCCCGCCCGCAAAAACAUGCAAAGAGUCCUGAACUUGCUCGAGAAUUUCUUCUAGAUGCUGCCACUGUUAUUUUCAAAGAGCAGGUAGAAAAGGCUUUCAGAGAAGGAACAGCACGGCAAAAUGCACAUAGCAUAUUUGUUUGCCUUGCCUUAAAAUUGCUGGAGGAGCGUGUUCAUGUUGCAUGCAAAGAAAUCAUCACAUUAGAAAAGCAGAUGAAGCUUCUUGAAGAAGAGGAGAAAGAGAAGCGUGAAGAAGAAGAGCGUAAGGAGAGGAGGAGAACAAAGGAAAGAGAAAAGAAACUCAGAAGAAAAGAGAGACUAAAAGGAAAAGAAAGGGAGAGAGAAAAACAAUGUGUUGACGAACACAAGCAACCUCCCAUUGCUUCACUGGUGCCUGCAAAAGAAUCAUCCUUUAGUGUCCAUGAUGAGUCACAUAACAAUUCCAGCUCUGGGGAUUCAAUUAGUGAAACAGGAGAUAAUAUUCUAUCCAGCCCACUUUCUUCUGAUAUUACAGAUGAACAGUCCUCAAAUGGGAUUGUUGACGGAGAGCUCAGCAUAACAGAUAGCAAUGGUUCUUUUACAAUUGAGCAAUCAAAAUCUUCCAGACGGAAAUUUAGAUUCAAGAAAGAUGUUCUGCUAGAUCAAGCUUCCAGGUGGUGUGAGAGACGGCAGCCGAUUUCGGUUAACGAGUGUGCUGUUCCGUUUGAUGAAACUGACCAAAAGCUACAUGGUGACAUGUCAAUAUUGUACAGGUGCAUCAAUGGGCCCCACAGGCUGUCAAGAAACAAUGGCAUAAAGCCCAAUGCCAGAAAUUGCGGGUCAAAGUUCGGGGAGAAGUUCCACUGCUCCAGCAACAGAAUGCGUGAUAGACACGAUUUCCAUUCCUGCAGGUGUAACCUACAUACUGAUUACAGAUCAAAGAGUGGGCAACCUGUCCCUCAGAUCAGAUCAGUUAGGGAUUUUAAAACUGGGAAUAAGGCAGAAUCUGCAUUAGAUAUAUCCAGGCCAUUCUAUCAUGGAAGCAGGUACAACAAUGGAUGCUAUGCAUCGGAUAGUUGUGGAGUUCCUAAAGGCAAGCUUGCCACAAGCAACAUUCCUCUGAGUAGAGGAGAUGCUGCUCAUACCAAGAAAAUCUGGGAACCAAUGGACUCGAAGAAAAGAUAUCCUAGAAGCAACUCGGACCCAGAUGUUACCUUACGUUCUUCAUCUUACAAAGCUGAUGCUUAUGAGGGAGUUGUAUGCAAUGGAAAUGAGAAUGGGUGCCGACAACCCAAUGACACAUUCAAGUCAUUUGAUGAGAAGUGUUCAUCUGAAUUUUCUAGUAAUCAUGAAGAUGGUAGGAAGAAAGCAUGCAACUCUACUCCCGGCAUGCAAAAUGGCUGCGAGAAUGGAUUCAGCUUCUUGGGACCAAAAUCUUCAUGCUCAAAAAAUGCAGCAGAUGAUGAAGUUGAAAUGAGUUCUGUCAUCUCUACCUUUCCCUUUACUACUGCUUCCGAUCCAUUAAUGACCACUUCCAGUUCAGAUAACUGCUCAUCUUGGCUUAGCGAGGGUGACAGCAGUAUUGGCUCUUCAGGUGCUCAAAAUGCAGAAUCUUCAUCGACAUCUGAUUCAGAAGAUGCAAGCCAGCAAUCGGAAGGUAGAGAAAUUUCAACGUGUGGCGAAAGCACAUUUCACAAUUGCCUGGAUGUUGGGGCAGAUGGGAAAUAUAAGACAAGUGGGCCAGAGUCUUUUUCAAGUGGGAUGGUCACUGACCAGCUAACAAAAAGUGCCUAUAAUUCUGAGAACAGCAGAAUCUCAGUGGAUGCGUGUUCUGAGCAACAGAACAUCCCACCAGUGCACAACGAAAGUAUGCAUUUGCCAAUUUUUCCCACGCAUUCAACAGUGGGCUACUUUCAUCAAUGUGCUGCUUCAUGGGCAGCAGCUCCUACCAAUGGUUUGGUGCCGUUUCAUCAGCCCAAUCGCUACAUAUACCAUGGACCACUCGGUUAUGGUGUACCAUCAAACCCAUCAUCAACCUUCUGCAUGCAAUAUGGCACUCUGCAACCUUUAACAGCUCCCAUGCUCAACGUGGGUCAGGUUUCAUCGUAUCAGAUGGCUAACAAAGCCAGCAUUGUGAACUCAAAAGACCAUACCCAGAAUUCUAAAUGUGGUGGAGCGCAAGAAUCCAAUGGUGUUGAUUCAGUAGUCACUGAUCAUUCUCUUGAGAGACCGUUUUCCAAUAGAUGGCCGCCACAGAAAGCCCCACCGCCUGGACAAGAUGGCGGUGGCAGGAACCCUGCAAGAUCCAAUAAUGAGAGCCCAACCUUUUCGUUGUUCCAUUUUGGUGGUCCUGUGGCAGUGGCUGCAGGAUACAAUUCAAAAGCAGUGUCCUUGAAAGAUGAAGUUAUUGGAGAUCUUUCUUUGAAAUCAUCGGUGUCUCCUGUUCAGUCCACCGUUGCAUGCACUAAAAAGGACACAACUAUUGAAGAAUACAGCUUGUUCUCUGCGAGCAAUGGAGCUCGGUUUUCAUUCUUCUGAUAAUGCUACUAAAGGGUGCAUAAGGAGGCUGCUGGAGAGUUCAGUUCAGUCCCAUUCUCUGAGCAAGUUAUGAAAGUCCUAGUGCUUGUUUUUCGGUAAAAAUUUUCUUUUCUGAGAAUUUCAAUUCAGCAUAUGAUUUACCUCCUGUUAUUGUCAUUCCAUUUGUUUUUCCCCUUCUGAUUGUAGAGAAUGAAAAAUUGCGAGAGUGGUAUAAUGUUUGAAGUUUUUCCUGUAUGAGGUAAAAUUUUCAUUAGCGA
This is a messenger RNA of Magnolia sinica, 4423 nucleotides long. RefSeq lists its product as uncharacterized. Bases 606 to 4166 code for a protein of 1186 amino acids. The record is from RefSeq and is a predicted model, not a curated record. The transcript is spliced from 9 exons. NCBI's taxonomy places the organism in Eukaryota, Viridiplantae, Streptophyta, Magnoliopsida, Magnoliales, Magnoliaceae.